Molecule: messenger RNA, 3210 nt
Organism: Phascolarctos cinereus (koala)
Lineage: Eukaryota; Metazoa; Chordata; Mammalia; Diprotodontia; Phascolarctidae
Gene: TAFA4
Product: TAFA chemokine like family member 4
Molecular function (GO): receptor ligand activity
Source: RefSeq, a predicted model, not a curated record
GGUUGAGUCUAGCUGCAAAUGGAAAUUUGGAGCUGCUCUGAAACGCCUUCUGGAAUAAUUGUGUUUGACUGGAAUCCAAUUCUUGUGAAGUCCCCAAGGAUGAGAUUCUCUGCCAAAUCAGUGCUGCUGUCUCAUUGGCUCCUCCUGGUCUCUGUCCUAAUGGUAUGCAGUAAACUGUUGUCGGCCUCUAGCCAUCAUCUCCGGGGACACCCAGGGCACCACCAGGUCAAGCAAGGGACAUGUGAAGUGGUCGCUGUGCACCGUUGCUGCAAUAAGAACAGAAUUGAGGAGCGAUCCCAGACUGUCAAGUGCUCGUGCUUCCCAGGGCAGGUGGCUGGUACCACCAGGGCUCAGCCUUCCUGUGUUGAAGCCUCCAUCGUCCUACAGAAAUGGUGGUGUCAUAUGAACCCAUGCCUGGAUGGAGAGGAUUGUAAGGUGCUUCCAGAUUAUUCUGGCUGGUCUUGCAGCAGUGGCAACAAAGUCAAAACCACCAAGGUCACCCGGUAGCCCAGAAUUAGCUGGGUUUUGUUGUUGGUGAGAAGAACACAUGUGCCAGAGUGCUCACUCAGAUGAUCACAUAGACCUUUUGAGUGAAGAUUCUCUUGGACUUGAGGACUUUGAGUCUCCAAAUGGGCAUCCUGGCUGGCAGCAUCUCCUACCUGCUCUAGCACCACUUGCUUUUUAGGAUGUCCCCUGCUUGGGAAUGACACAAAUUUAAGAAAACUGAAUUAACACUGAAUUACAAGUUUUUGAGAAAUCCCCUAAAGAGGGUCAAUCCUAAGAACAUCUGAAAGCAAAUUGCUUCUUUCAUAAAAAUGAUUUUGAUUUUAAAGGAGAAAUGAUUGAGUUUGAAACAACCCACAGCUGUCCUUUAUGUGUGUAUGUGUGUCCCCCACCCCCAGUAGGCAGUGCAUUGGCUUGGGCUGAAACUUACCCAAAUACCCAAUGGACUUAGAGGAAGAUGCUAGAAAAGCAUGUUGUCAGUAAUUUUUAUGGGUUUGGAUCAAUGAAAUAGGGGAAGUGAAUUUUUUGAACCUUUAGCAUCAGUGGGCUCUGUAUUUUGGUUUUGAUAUGUACAAUUUCCCUCAUCGUUUCAGAUUUUGACUUGUUGAGAAUAGAUUGUUUUAGUAACUAUUUGUUAGAUAGACAAAUAAUUGAGUUUGAAUUAUUCUUCGGGUGUUGACUUCUGAAUGUGAAAUAGCUAGGCAUUGGUGCAACAUCUCUCCUUAUAUUUGUUAAUGAGAUCCCUAUUAAGGGCAGAUCUACAGAGAAAGGAAGUUUUGUUUAGAUUUUCAGUCUUUUGACUAUAUUUUGAGAAGUUAUUUAAAAUUCAAAAAUGUCUCUGUUCUAGAUGAAAAAGAAUGAUCUCCCCUUGAUCCAGUUUAUGGUAAUUAUAAGAAUUCUGCAUUCAAUUCUGUAACUGAACCAAUUGUUUAAAAUGCCCACUUUUGGGAGGGAGAUAAUGGUCUCAUACCACCUUACAUUUUUCUCCCAUUGUUUUCCCCAUCAGUGCAUUAUUCAUCUUGUUUCUGGAAAUGUAACUGUCAAAGGAAGUGAAACUUGCGUUCCUUUUCUCCUAGCUUUAUUAUUUUGAAAUUCAGAUGCCUCAAAAUAGACCAAAAUACAGUGAUGCAAAUGUGCCCAUGAAUGGCUGUUGACCCAGAUGCCAAAUGCAUAGCGGUUAUGAAUAUGUACACACUAUUCUAAUACCAUGGGACUGAUUUUUUUAUAUCAUCAGAAAUGCCAAGAACUUACACUUUGUUGCACUAAUUUAGUCCAUUGUACACAUUCUUUCUAGUUUAUGAGCAGUAGCACCAAUACCAGAAUGUUGUUUAUAACAGUGACAAUUAAAAUUCAAUUUUACUCCUGUAGAAUGAUCAAAGUCAGUUGCAAAGAACCAGCUGUGUGGAUCCAUUGUUUGGUUUCUAGGAGUUUGUAUUUUAAUUUUAUAGUUUCCUAUUCUUAGGAUUCUGGUAGAUGCUGUAUUAGUUAAUAAGUAAAAGACAAAACAAAAACCAAAACUCUUUCUGCUGAUGUUUGAAGGAUGUAUGAGGAGAUGAGUGUGUGUUCUCAAAUGUCAAAGGAUUUGCAUUUAAAAAAAAUGACUCUGUCUUGUCUAAGCUGGAAAAAACAGGGCCUACUCAAAGACUGAUCCCAUUAUUCAUUGGUGUGAAAACUUUGAUCUUCUCUGUUGGGGCUGAUUCAGUCUUCCUUUGGCAAUUUGUGCCUUCUCUCCAACCCCCCCCCCCACCUCCUGAGAUCUCACCAUAUUAAUGCCAAACUUACUGCAGACAUAGCCUACCAAAGCUCAGAACUCCUCGGUAUGAGAUCUGCCAGUCUUUGACUCUUACAUAGAUGGGAUUAUAGUCAUGCGCCAUCAAUCCUAGCUUUGGAUGUUUAAUGAACUGGCAAAAAAGAGAGGAGAACCUUGAAAUCUAAGGCAACCAUGCUUUUGACAAAGAUAAUUUUUCCAUUUACCAAUGAUAUGGCAUGAAGAGAAGAUUAGUAAAAAUUUACAAAUACUACUUGUGUGCUUUUUCAUAGAACAAUCUAUUUCUGGUCUGUCCCCUCUCCCUCCAAGAUAGCUCUUUCUUUCUUAGUAUCAUGGGAGAAUAAACAGAUUUGAAGCUAAAAGCAGCACUUGAAGUCAUUUAAUUCAACCCUCACAUUUGACAUAUGAGGAAACUGAGGCACAGAAGUGAUGUGAUUUGUUCAAAGUCACACAGAUAAUUAAUUACAAAUGGAGGAUUAUGCUGCCUCAUACCUGUGUAAAGGACCUGUGACUUCUCUUGUGGGAGAUCACUCUUGACCAAAGCCCGUUGCAGUCUGUUUAUGACUUUGAGUGCCAGGGAGUUGUCCAAGGUUCAGCCAAGUUAAAGUGAGUCACACAUGGUCACCCAGCUAGUAAGUGUCAGAGUGGGAUUUGAGCCUGCAGCUUUCUGAUUUCAAGCCCAGUGCUAUUCAUUAUGCUAUCCUGUCAUUCAUAAUUUCAGUAUCAUUGCUUUUACUUAUUCCUCUAGAAAAUAUUGCCAUGGAAUAUUUUUUUUUGCAAUUUUUCUUCAGUUAACAGAGAUCCCUAGUGCUUGCCAGUUCCUCUUCCAGAUAGCAUUUUCAAGAGGAAAUUUUCUUCCUUCUUUUUCCCGUUUCAUUCAUCUCCCAACUUGUGAAUUUCUUGCAAUGGUUCCCUCACCUUUCCACUCAGACAAUGGA